ACAACAUGGCGGCMGCUUACAUUUCGGACGACGACGUGUAUUGGAACUURAAAAUAGAGGUUUUGCAUGAAAUGAGAGACGAACUAGUCMARAAUCUAACGCCAGAAAAAUUCUUUGCUUAUUUUCGCUCCAGAAGAGUCUUUGAUGCUGAUGACUGCGACAUGAUUGAAGCAGAACGAUUAAGACGAAAAAAGGCAGAAAGAUUUCUCGAUAUUUUGGAAAGCAAAGGAUCAAAUGGUUUUGACGAGUUUUGCAACUUCAUACAAAAUAACAAGACUCAGGUCUGGCUCCUUAAAAAGAUAUUGGAUUUAUUUGAGAGGAAGAAAAGAGACAAACUUUCAGCAGAGAUGCCACAAGAGGUCAUCGAUGAAGACAAAGAUAARCCUGUCACUGUUGUCAUGACAACUUCUAUAUCAACUCCCUCACUCAACAUACCUCUCUCUUAUCAAUCAUCUGACAGYAUGCUUCCUGGUCCUUCAACUCCACCUGACGAGCUCCCAAGUCGCACAACUGAAGCAUCAAGUUUAAAUACAGAUUGUAAUUGUACCACGACAACUACUCUUACAGGAAAUUCRGUGAGCCAGGCAACAAGUCCUGAAGAAAAUUAUCCAGGCCCUCGYCUCCCUUCCUACUCUAGUGAACCACCAUGUAGCCCCCCUCCUCCCUACACAGAAUAAUAAUGCAAUUGUAGAGUUUUGUUGUCUUGUAUAGAAUAGUUCUUCUUUAAUAUUUAUAUAUAUGAUGCUGUAAAUUUUCACCUGAUUGAUGACCAUGCAGUUGCCAGCAUAAUGCAAAUAAGAUUAUCAUCAAAACUAAAAAAAAAAGAAAAACUUGAUGAAAGUAAUUCUUUUAUAUGUUGGAGAAAAUUGAUAUUCAAAUAAUCCUAUUGAUUAUUAGAUUGAUAUCAAAACAUUGGUGUAAAAAUCUGAUACUUUAUAGAUGAAAUAAAAGUUACGAAAAAGA
Messenger RNA from Exaiptasia diaphana, 963 nucleotides. RefSeq lists its product as uncharacterized. The record is from RefSeq and is a predicted model, not a curated record. NCBI's taxonomy places the organism in Eukaryota, Metazoa, Cnidaria, Anthozoa, Actiniaria, Aiptasiidae. Gene Ontology annotation, molecular function: NF-kappaB binding; transcription coactivator activity; protein kinase B binding. Gene Ontology annotation, cellular component: cytosol; CBM complex. The coding region runs from base 6 to 677 and encodes 223 amino acids. The transcript is spliced from 3 exons. Gene Ontology annotation, biological process: adaptive immune response; positive regulation of extrinsic apoptotic signaling pathway; apoptotic process.